AUGGCACCUCAGGCUGAUGCUAUCUCCACCCACCACCUCCGCCGCCACCUCGUCCUCCUGCUCACCGUUGCAGCCGUGACGACAACACGAGCAGGCACCACGGACACAGCGGCCCCCACCCCAAGCGCCGCGGAGAGUCAAUCGACGGAGCCAUCGGCAGCGUCCUUCCUCCGCGUCCGCUGCGCCACCACGCUGUACUCGGCCCUCUGCUACGACUCCCUCCUCCCCUACGCCUCCGAGUUCCAGACCAGCCACGCCAGGCUCGCGCGCGUCGCGGCCGACGUCGCGGCGGCGCGCCUCCGCGCACUCUCCACUCGCGUGAAGGACAUCCUCCACCACGGCCCUGAGCCGGCGGAGGGGAGCGGCGGACGGCCUAGCGAGACCGACGCGCUGCGCGACUGCGCCAGCACGACCUCGGCCGCAGCAAACCUGGCGAGGCAGUCGUCGGCUGCGCUAAACGGGCUGGACGCGUUCCAGACGGCCAACGCAGCUGGCGGUGGCGGCAGCAGCAGGCAGUCCAGGUGGGAGGUGUCCAACGCCAAGACGUGGCUCAGCGCGGCAAUGACUAACGUGGGCACGUGCGCUGAUGGGUUGGAUGAAGCCGGCGCGACAGCCUCGCCAGGCGGGAAGGAAGUCACCGCCGGCAUAGUAAGCGUGGGGCAGUACACGAGCAACGCCCUCGCGCUCGUCAAUGGCAUACCACUGUGA
This is a messenger RNA of Setaria italica (foxtail millet), 708 nucleotides long. RefSeq names its product pectinesterase inhibitor 11. Gene Ontology annotation, biological process: negative regulation of catalytic activity. The transcript has a single exon. Lineage: Eukaryota; Viridiplantae; Streptophyta; Magnoliopsida; Poales; Poaceae. The record is from RefSeq and is a predicted model, not a curated record. Gene Ontology annotation, molecular function: enzyme inhibitor activity. The coding region runs from base 1 to 708 and encodes 235 amino acids.